AUGGCUACAACAAACAGCUACAAACAAAACACAUCAAUGUCGAUGCCAAGCCCUCAGAACAAUACGCAAUACAUGAUUGCGGGGCCCCCAAUGAGUUUCGGUAUGAUGAAAGAUGCAUUAUUUUUAUUUUGCGCGUUCCGUUACCCGUCCUAUCCUUUACGCUUUUUGUUUUUUCUUUCAUUGUAUUGCGACGCUGCUUGGCUUGAAGGCGGUAUGAAUGCACCGCCGCACGUGUACCACCCUUCAUAUCAGGGUGGGGGGGGCCUGCCUCCCCCCUCGGUUCAUGGGGGGUACGGUUGGCAACACUCGCCGCGUUUCGCUGCAGAGAGCGCUCGAAGGGCGGCCGGAGCAGCCUCGCAGCCAGGCAAAGAUGACAAGACGAGCCCAUUCGUGUCGACAAUACAUUCACAUCCCGGAUUCCAACCGCAGAAGAUUGGCAAAGGAACCGGUGGGGGUGCCGGCCUGCCAAAACCACCGAAGCCACCAGAAAAGCCUCUUAUGCCAUACAUGAGAUAUUCGAGACGAGUUUGGGACAGUGUAAAGGCAGCAAAUCCAGAUCUAAAGCUAUGGGAAAUCGGCAGAAUUAUUGGUGGUAUGUGGAGAGAUCUGCCGCAGUCGGAAAAGUAUGCUUUUGUGGAUGAAUAUGAAGCUGAGAAGUCGGAAUACGAGAAGAGUUUGAAGACAUACCACAAUUCCCCGGCGUACCUCGCAUACAUCGCCGCUAAGAACAAGGCUGUUGGUAAGGUUGGGAAUUUGGAGGAAGAGAGUUCAAGCAAGAAGGGAGGCUCACAGAAGGAAUCGCAGCAGCAAGACAGAAGAAUUGACAUACAACCAGCUGAAGAUGAAGAUGAUCAGGACGAGGGUCUGUCAGUGAAGCACGUGGCGUAUGCACGCUAUCUUCGUAAUCACCGUCUUAUUAACGAGAUCUUCUCCGACACGGUGGUACCAGAUGUAAGAUCGGUUGUCACUACCGCUAGGAUGCAGAUCUUAAAGAAGCAAGUACAAUCAUUGACGAUGCAUCAGAAGAAACUAGAAGACGAACUUCAACAGAUAGAAGAGAAGUUUGAAGCGAAGAAAAGGAAGUUUAUAGAGAGCAGUGAAUCCUUCCAGGAAGAAUUAAAGAAGCAUUGUAAACCAGCCGUGGAUGACGAAACUUUCGCCAGGAUGGUGGAGCGAGCGAUCGAUCAGCAGAGAAGGGGUGCUGCUGGGCCGCACCCACAUCCUAAUCACCCGCACCCUUCGCAUCCUCACGCGACUCACCCUACGCAUCCCUCGCACCCUACACAUCCCCACCACGCGGCACAACACGCUCAGCCGGCUCAUCCUCGACCUCAUGAGCCAAUGGAUCAAGAUCCGCCCAAACCAGAAACGAAUGGUCCCAACGCGCCCACUCAAGUCGACAAAGUGUCUACCACUGAAGGGAAACAGGAUACAAACAUUACUACGGAGUUGAAGAAUGAUGAAAAACAAAUUCAGGAAGAAGGUGAUCGUAAAGAAGAUAAGCCGAUUGAAAUGAAAGUUGAGAGUAAGGAGGGUCCUCCGCCGGCCGGGCCGCCUCAGCCGCAGAUCACGUCGCCACCACACCCAGCUAUGAUGUUACCUCCGGGAGCUAGCGGCCCCCCACCUGGGGCACCUCACGCCCCACCACCUCCCGGUGGUUAUGGCUCAGCGCCGUACGGUGGGCGUUACUAUCCAGGCUACGGUGUGGGCGGAGUAGGUCCCGUGGGCGCUGUUGGGCCCGUGGGCGGUGUUGGGCCCGUGGGCGCUGUCGGGCCCGUGGGCGGUGUGGGCGCUGUUGGUCCCGUGGGCGGCGUCGGUGGUUUCCCUCCAUACUCGCACUACUUCCCAGCGGAGCACUACUCACAUCACCCACAACACCCCGCUCAUCAUGACGUUAAGCGUGAGCGUGAUAUACAUUACUUUAUCGUAAAAAUCAUGAUUGCUAAUAUAUAG
Messenger RNA from Danaus chrysippus (African queen), 1953 nucleotides. Lineage: Eukaryota; Metazoa; Arthropoda; Insecta; Lepidoptera; Nymphalidae. The record is from the annotation of a GenBank genome assembly.